CAGGUAUGUCAUCGUUGCUCUUUUCUUUUCAGACUCCUGGACUUCAGGCUCUGCUGAGGUCACCUGAUUAAGAUGAAGAAAUCUGAAAAAGUACCAGAAUUAAAGAGACCAUGUGAAGUCGGACAGGUGAACCAAGAGUUGAGGAGUCCGCCGGCUCGUGAUGCUCUGACUGUCGAGCUGAUGCAGCUCAGAAAGCCAGGAGACGGAGGAGCUACUUCUGCCUCGAGGAAUCUCAAUCGCCGCCCUCGUCGUGCAGAGACCAGGGAGGGUGACGCGAGAGGAGAGAGCUGCUGUUGGGACUGUGGAGCUUUACCGCUGUGGAACAGCAGAGCCUGCAAACAGAGACACAACCUGAGUGAUGAGGCGGAUCUUGAGCGUCCCUUGCCGCUCAGAUCUGUUGAUGAGUGGCCACACCACAGACCGCUUCUACCACCUCACCACGACAUGAACAACUACGACCGUCAUCACACUAUGGAUGUCAGGUGUUUUCACUCUGCAGGAGAAGGGCAGUUCAACCUCAGUCCACUCAACAUGUACCUUCCUCAGCCGGGUUAUCACUUUGCUUCCUGCCUGCCCAGAUGGGACGACGCACAACACUGGCUCGGACAUCAUGGUAACUUUAUGAAUGACAGCGGGGCUCAGGGAAGGGUCUCAGUUAACGUGCCCCAGUUCUCCGUCCCUCCUCUGGAGGCCGUGCCACAGGUCAACGUGAUGAACCUGAGCUCUGUCUCACAUCCACACAAACAAAGAAGGAGCAUCAGUCUGCCUGAUGAGUGCCGAAACGUUUUUAUAACUUAUUCUACGGACAUUUCUUCAGAGAUAGUCCCCUUUCGGCCAGCUAUUGACAUUUUUGACAACCCCAUCAGGCGUAUGGAUAUCAACAAGUGGAAGGACGGUUAUCUGAAAGAUCCAUCAACCAUGAUCAUCAUUGCCAUCAGUCCAAAGUACAAGGCGGACAUUGAAGGAUCUGUAGUGGAUAGCCAUGGUCUAAACACUAAAUAUAUUCACUCCAUGAUGCAGAAUGAAUUCAUCCACCAAGGCAGCUUGAAUUUCAGAUUCAUACCGCUUCUCUUCCCCAAAGCGUCCCAGAAACAUGUCCCAAGUUGGCUUCAGAACACGCAUCUUUACCGCUGGCCGCGGGACACUGAGGAUGUGUUACUGCGGCUACUGAAGGAGGAGCGAUACAUUCCUCCUCCUGUACCUCUGGAGCUCACCCUCACCAUUAGGCCUGUGACCCUCAGUGCCACAGCUACACUGUAGAGACACACCAGUACCGGCUUAAUGCCGUAUUUAUGUUUUGUUUAGCAGAUUUUUUUAUUAUGCAGCUUGUGUAUUUUAAAAUCUCAGAAUUGAACCACUCUAAGUGAAUAACAGCUCGUGUUGUAUCGGAUGUCGUUUUUUUUUUCCAGAAGUUUCAAAGACAUUUUUUGUCCGUGUACCUAUUCACAAUUGAAUUUGAUGGGAAAUUUACCAGACAUAGAUGUCCGUCAAGGGAUUAGAUUUAUUUGGAACAUACAUUGAAAAUAAACAUAUCGAGCAAAUUCUGAUUGGUCAAUUAAAAACGGCUAUGAAUGCAAGAACUUUGCUUUGGACGCAGUUCUGAUCACCGUACACAACAAGACCAUUUUUUGUGGAAACAAUCAAAUUAUAUUU
Cyclopterus lumpus (lumpfish) is the source of this 1653-nucleotide messenger RNA. RefSeq names its product adapter protein CIKS-like. Gene Ontology annotation, biological process: positive regulation of canonical NF-kappaB signal transduction; humoral immune response. Bases 73 to 1260 code for a protein of 395 amino acids. NCBI's taxonomy places the organism in Eukaryota, Metazoa, Chordata, Actinopteri, Perciformes, Cyclopteridae. The transcript is spliced from 11 exons. The record is from RefSeq and is a predicted model, not a curated record.